Molecule: messenger RNA, 972 nt
Organism: Fusarium odoratissimum NRRL 54006
Lineage: Eukaryota; Fungi; Ascomycota; Sordariomycetes; Hypocreales; Nectriaceae
Exons: 1
Coding region: 1-972 (323 amino acids)
Source: RefSeq, a predicted model, not a curated record
AUGGCGCGAGGGAGCUCAUCCGCUGCUCUUCGGCGAGGUGAGGACGGUCCGAAAUACGAUCUCACAACACUUGCGAAUCCUAUCCGACCAACUAGUGGACUUCAUGUCCCGAUGUUUAAUCUGGAACAGGUUUAUGACAUCUUCAAUGACACCCCUUGGGGAAAUCAACAAAGCGACGCAGUGGGGGAGCAGAAUCCCACCGAGCGUCGCCAAAACAACAAAACUGCUCAGUCUAGAGCCUCGAAACAAACAAAGAGAAACCCCCUUGGACCUCGAGCUGGCUCGGGAGUCUCCAAGACACCCCGUCUGCACAAGCAGCCUGGCACGCAACCCAAGCGAUCUAAGAAUCUUCAGGGGAAGAACCCAAUCGAUGUCGUUGCUAGAGGAGCCUCCUCAACCCCCAGCAGCCCAAGCGACCCGGCCCCUUACUACGAAGUUGCUCGCGCUCCCAAUCUCAGCAGACCUAUUCCUGACUUUGACCCAACUUUGAUUUCUACUUGUCCUAAGCCGCUAUCGCCUUCAGAGAUGUUAGAUGGAGAAAAAUACUUCCUCUAUCAGAUGGCCACGGCUCGUCAUCUGGCCUUCAACGGAGUUUCGGGCCCAUACCAGAUUGGCCACUGCUUGUGCGACGUCCAUAAGGCAACCGGGAAUCUAGUCAAGUUUGCACGUGCCUGCACCGCUCCAAAUGGCGAAAGAUAUUGGCGCCAUCUCAUGACAAAUGCGUCUAUAAAGGCUCAAGAUGGGUCCAGAAUGGCAGGCAAGCCAGUUGCACUCUCAAAUGGAGCCCUGGUUUGGAUGGCAGACGAGGAGGGCAAGAUUAUAGCUCCUGAAUGGACAUUCAACGAGCCCCAAUUCUUGCCUGGAUCCUCGGACGACCAAGAAAUGGGACAGUAUCCGAAGCAAGCUCAGCAGGGGACCAACCCAAUCCAUCCUGGACUCAAGACUACUAGCAAAGAUCCUUUUUGGUGGUGA